CUGUCCUAGUUCGCUUUCUAUUUCUAUCCAAAGUGAAAGAAAGCGCCACCUUAGCCGGGCGCUUAGUCAGCCGGAGACAGCAGCUCCAGACGGCAAACGGCUUCAACCACCAGGCGAUGCAGAAACACAAAGGGCCCCCAACAGCUAGCUAACGAUGUAGAGUACACCUGUCAGCUUCUGUCUUGCCCGGAGAUUAUUCUAGUGGACUUCAGUUCGUUGUUAGUCCUUCUUCACAAGCAUGCCAACCUCAAAUAACACCUCCUCCCCGGUUAAACGGCCAGGACUGGCCCGUCGCUCAGUGUCCUCGCAUGCCAUCAUCACCCCGCGGCCCCCAUCGUCGAAUAACGCAGAUCUAUCUCAAUCGCACACUCAGAGGGCGCCUGUACAUAAGCUACAUCGACCCCAUGUGGUGGGCGGUGCCCAUCGCACCCAUAGCCGCAACCCUUCAUUUGGCAAGAAUCUGAACAAGUUACAGAGACCGACUUCGGGCCAGAAUAUCAUUGAAGGUCAUGCGUACGGGAUCGGCACAGGCACGAGACAUCACCAGCGAAAGAAGUCGGCUCCAGCGACAUCCGCUGCAGUGACUCCAGCUGCCAGCCCAAAGGGCCACCACGUCCGUUGGGAUGCUCCGACUUCCUUGGGCGACCACAAAACACAUGCGUCGAUAAAGAAGAACUUCUCCACUCCGGCUCUUCGUCGAAAUACCGCAACUGUGCCAGGAAAGAAGGCGUUGGUCACAGACCGUCCGCAAAGUGCCAGAGGCCAACCGAAGAAGGUCGUGGGUUUCGAGUUGGGUGAUCCGGACGAGGACGACGACGAAGGUGAAUGGGAAGAUAGUACACAGUCACCAGAGAGCACGAGACGGAAUUCAGUAGCUCCGUCAAAAGGUAGUGCAGAGAACAGUGCGGUGCUGGUUGACCCGUUGACCUUUGUGAAACGUCCCUAUCCUCGCGUUCCGCAAGCGACCAGCCUGCCGGAGCCAACAAGCAGGACCUUCUCGACGGGACUCUCUCACUCAGAUGACGAAGACCGAGAAUCAGACGGAGAGAGAGAAGACAGAGUAAGUCGAGAGCGGCAAGAGGCCGAAGAGGAACACGCGCAAUCCGUGAAAGGUUCAGAACACGAUAUAGCCUCGCGGUUACUCAGCCAGUCACGUCCAUCCAAGGCUCCCCCGGCCAUGUCAUCGAUAUCAGCUAUGGCGAAACCCGCAGUGAUUAAUACUGCUUCCCGUAAUGCAUCUCUGACAAACCUGGCCUCCGCUCAUGAUGGGUCUCGUCGCAGUCAUUUGUCGACCUCGAACCCAGCAAUGGCUUCUACACCAGGCACACACGGACAGGCUACAUCUUCCUCCAUUGAAGGCGGCGUGUCACGCUUCAUCAUCAACAAGGAUGGCCGUCAUGCGGCGUCCCGCACAGACUCAGACCCCAAUACUCCCUCCUCUUUCCUCCCCCAUUAUCAUCCCCAGACCCCUCCAUCUCCGGGUCGUGGUACGAGCUCGAAGCGGACGAAAGCCUCGCCUCCAUCACGGCCACCAGGUGCCGAGCCACCAUCGCGUACACAGCAGAAGCUAUGGCUUCAACGCACAGCUGCCCUGACGACUUCUCCUCCCGAUCCACAUGAUCCAUCUUCCGCUAUCUCUCCGUCCACGAUGGAUCCAGCUUUCAUGGCUGCUACUCAUGCACGAACGAGCUCACGUGCGUAUGAUGGUGCUCGAGUGGUGAAUGGUGGCGGAAGAAUCGGCGGAGCGGCCCAUGAGAGCGAAGCCAAGCAUGUUCGCAAGGUGUAUGAGAAGACAGCAUCCGAAUUAACGGUUGUACGACGCUUCCAGAGCCCCAGCAACGAUAGUUUCAAGCGGGUAAGACGUGUAAUGCUUGAGAUGGAGAGACCGUCUUCAAGCCCUGGAUCUCUUACCAAGACUGUCAAGUCGGCACCCGCUUUAGCCAACAUCGGCUUGGUGCAGGCACCACCGGCCAGAACACAGCAUCGCCGCGUCCUCUCUCGAGGAAAUAAUGACUCUGAUACGGGUAGCAGCAGCCAAGUCAAUAAGAACAAGCCCUCUGGAUCCAGGCAAUCUCGGGUAUAUUUCCAGGACCAGGACGACAUUGUCAAUAUCAGUCCCUCAGAGCCUGCCGACAGACUGGACGUUGACCAUCAGCAUGCGACUACUCAGCACCUUUCUACAUCCGACGAAGCUGCGCAUGGGCGUCCUACUUCGGACGAGCUCAAUGGUGGCUUUUUCCCAAAUGAAACAGAACUAAUGCUCCGUCGCUUGUGGGAAAGCAGAGAAGUCCCAACCAUCGGUUGAAUCCAGUUGCUCGACUAUCAAUCAGACGUCAACUCUUAAUACAUCUUUACCUACCAUAGGCCAACCAUACAGGACCUAACCAUUAUCACCAAACAAAAAAAAGAAACAAACCUCUUAAUUCUAAUUUUGUCCUCGGCAAUAACCGGGAUUAACCUCUUACUACUAUGAUUAUUAUUAUGAUCGAACACUGGAUUUAGAAGGGUGUCGGACAGGGAAGGAAGGAAUACGGUAGCGAAUCAGCUGGGUUGGCAUUUGUUAGGCGUCGUCUUGACCUUUUUUUUGUUUUUUCUUUCCUUGUACUCUUACUACGCUCGAUUUGUUUUAUUCUAUAUGUGUAUGGUAUCGUUGAACAGCAGACCACGACAGGUAAUACUAUUUUUAAAUGCAAGCACACGGAAUUACGAAACUAG
Paecilomyces variotii is the source of this 2715-nucleotide messenger RNA. RefSeq lists its product as hypothetical. NCBI's taxonomy places the organism in Eukaryota, Fungi, Ascomycota, Eurotiomycetes, Eurotiales, Thermoascaceae. The transcript has a single exon. The record is from RefSeq and is a predicted model, not a curated record. The coding region runs from base 239 to 2305 and encodes 688 amino acids. Gene Ontology annotation, cellular component: fungal-type vacuole membrane; TORC1 complex.